Molecule: messenger RNA, 777 nt
Organism: Cotesia glomerata
Lineage: Eukaryota; Metazoa; Arthropoda; Insecta; Hymenoptera; Braconidae
Exons: 2
Coding region: 1-777 (258 amino acids)
Molecular function (GO): catalytic activity
Source: RefSeq, a predicted model, not a curated record
AUGAAGAAAGACGUCCCUGAUGAGCAAGUUUGCACAACGGUGAACAAGAUCAACAAGACCAGAAGCGGGGACUUGCUGAUUACGAUUUCGCGAAAGAGCGAGGACAAAGGCCAAGGCCUGCAACAGACCAUCGCAAACAUUCUUAAGGAGGAGGCCGAAGUGAUCUGCAAAGGGCCACAAGAAAACAUCGAGAUCCGAGACCUAGAUGACACCACAACAAAGGAAGAUAUUCAGGUUGCCCUGCAUACGGUAACCAAGGAGCUCUGCGAAAUACCACCAGAGACAAUCAAGAUCCGCAAAGCCUACAGCGGUACCCAAACCGCUGUCGUGACACUACCGACUGCAGCAGCUCAGAAGAUAUUAGAAGGAAGCGCGGCGUCUAUUAACGACAUCCGAUUUUAUAGUUGCUAUGCGCCAUCUAGCCUUUCCAUUGCCGAGUUUACUGACUUCCUGGAUCGACUGACCGAAGACGCAAAGCAAUACCACCCAGUAGCUAUAGCAGGGGACUUCAAUGCCUGGGCAGUAGACUGGGGCAGCAAGCAGACUAAUGCGCGAGGCAAGGCACUACGUGAAGAAAUGGCCUCACUGGAUGUGGUCCUUCUCAACAUCGGUAAGACACCAACAUAUACCAAGGGAAAGGCUAGUUCGAUAAUAGACCUCACAUUCGUCAGCAGCAGCUUAUUAAAAGGAAACUAUUCUUGGGAAGUCUUAAACACAUACACCGCCAGCGACCACAAUGCAAUACUUUGGGAAAUAUUGGCUGGCUGGAACCCUUAA